Molecule: messenger RNA, 1313 nt
Organism: Penaeus chinensis
Lineage: Eukaryota; Metazoa; Arthropoda; Malacostraca; Decapoda; Penaeidae
Exons: 4
Coding region: 580-1167 (195 amino acids)
Source: RefSeq, a predicted model, not a curated record
UCACGCCGGCCGUGGCACCCUGGUAGUUUGUCGUCUGGCGCUCUUCCGGUGGCAACUUGGUGUCAAACUUGCAGUGUGUCACCCUCUAAGCGUGUAAAUUUGAUGUCACCCUUCUAGUGUAUCCAUCUGGUAGUGUGUCACCUUAGUGACAGCCAUGUAGUGUGUCAUUCUGUUAGCAUAUCAUAUUGACAGUGUGUCACCCCAACAGUGUGUCACCUUAGUCACUAUUAGUAUAUCAUCUUCGUGUCACCUUGGAAGUAUGUCAUGCUUCCCACUGUGCCAGUAUGUCACUCACAAUCUGAAAAUGGCAUGCCUGUCACCCUGUACUGAUAAAUUUCCAUCCUGGAUUCACCUGUUCAUACCUUCUACAUCAGCAAACAAAACAGGCCGAUUGAAAACACAUACGUAACCAGCAAGAGAUAAGCGUUAUCGGAGGACAGGGGAGGGACGCUGUGAUAAAAAGGACAUGACAGACUCACGUCGCGCUGGAGUUCUGUUUCGCUGAAGCAGGCGGUGAAGGUGGAGAGGACGAGAGACAUUCCCUGAAGGUGUUGGUCUGGCCACGAGGGAACAAGCACUAUGAAAAUCAUUGGUUUUUUCUGUCUCCUGCUUGCGCUCGUGUCCAUGGGGAGAGUCUACUGCGCCCCUGCAGGAGACCUCGGGGCUUCUCCGUUGCCCCCAGAGACACUCAUGGCCAACCUCAAGACCAGACUCAAGCUCAUGGCCGAAGACGAGGUCACGUAUCGAGCCACGAGGACGGAAGGGGAAGACCACCCGAGGAACUGGCUGGACAACCUCAUUACGCUGCUUCACUUGUUGGGCGUUUCGGACGAGGACAUGGCCGCAUUCUUGGACGCCGUAGUGCAAGGAGUGGAGGAUAUUCUGGCUCAGCUUCCUCCUCAGGAACUCAUGGCGGUGGAGAUGGCCGCGGGGGACAUCCUGGGAAUGCUCCAGAGCGGCGAGCUCGACCUCGAACGCCUCCAGGUCGACAUCAACAUCAUCUACACCUUGAUGUGGCCUUACGUCAACGAGGACCUUAAGCCGACCUUGCAGUUCAUCAUUGACCUUAUUCUUUGGCUUCUCAGUCAGCAAGGUCGAGGGAUCUCCAGCUCUUUAGGGCUGCCUCUCGUGCGGGACCACCUCGCCCGCGCCCGUAGGAGCGUGUAGGGACUUGGGGCUGCCCUUCGGAUGGGGGUCCUUGUCGUCUGUCCCUCUCUCUCUCUCUCUCUCACUAACUCUCUCUUUCUUUCUCUCUCUCUCUCUCUCUCUCUCUCUCUCUCUCUCUCUCUCUCUCUCUCUCUCUCUCUCUCUCC